UUCGUGGACAAGUUUCGAAGAAUAGCGGAGACUAUUUAUUUUCUUCUCGGUUUUGUUGCCGUUUAUCUCAUUUAUUUAAAUCUUGGGACAAAUCAGGUGACAACCCUAUGAAGACCGCUUAGAGGUCUAUUGAAUUGCUUAGCUAGGGUGUGACUGGCUGUGGUAGACGCUCUCUUACAGGGAAUGUUCGAAUACUGUUAUAAAUGAUAGCUCGGAGGCGACGAACCAACUCUGGCUCUGAAGACCAAACCAAAGACUACAGUCCCGGAGUAAGGUUGGGAGCAGGAUACGGGACUGGUUCAGUUCGCUCGGGCACGCCCCCAAGGGCUUCACAUCACGAUCCAAACAUGACAUGUCGAGACAGAUCCACAGAGUUUAUGGCAGUUGUCAAGUCUCUCCAAUCCAGACAAGGAAAUGGAGUCAUAGCAAGAACUACAAACAGGGAUUUAAGAAAUAGAAGUGAAUUUACACAAAUUGCAAGACACAUAGGGAAGGAUUUAGCCAAUACAUUUGCCAAAUUGGAAAAGCUGACAAUAUUGGCAAAGAGGAAGUCCUUGUUUGAUGAUAACACGGUGGAGAUUCAGGAAUUGACUUACAUCAUAAAACAAGAUAUUGGGAACCUUAACAAGCAGAUUGCACAGUUACAGCAGUUGGCUAAAUCACAGAAAACACACAGUAUCCGACAACAUGUGCAGACACAUUCCAAUUCUGUUGUUGUUGGCUUACAGUCUAAGCUGGCCACAAUGUCCAAUGAAUUCAAGCAAGUGUUGGAAGUGAGAACAGAGAAUUUGAAACAGCAAAAAUCGAGACGUGAUCACUUUUCCCAGUCUCCUGUGUCCUCCUCCAUGCCUCCCUCAGCAUUUAAUGGACAUGCGGGUUCGGUCCUGUUACAAGAUGAAGCCAAAAGUGGUUACUCUGGUGGGGAUGUUGCAAUCAACAUGGAUGGGGAAGGGCACAGGUACCAGCAACAAGUUCAGCUUAUUGAAGAUCAGGAUUCCUACAUUCAGGACCGAGCUAACACGAUGCAGAACAUCGAGACAACAAUCGUUGAGCUGGGAUCUAUAUUUCAACAACUCGCGCACAUGGUCAAAGAACAGGAGGAAAUGGUGCAAAGAAUUGACCACAAUGUUGAGGACGCUCAGUUGAAUGUGGAGGGAGCGCACAGUGAACUUCUUAAGUACUUCCAGUCUGUGACAAACAACCGAUGGCUCAUGAUAAAGAUAUUUGCUGUCCUCAUCGUCUUCUUUGUUAUAUUUGUGGUGUUCAUGGCAUAGGAAAACCUAAGACAACUGUAGGAUCAUGAUGCCAUGCAUAACCUGACCUGUUGAUGACUGGUGCCAAUGACCAUGGAAUGGUCUCAACCCCCAUGUGAUGUGUACUAGAUGGGGUCUGAGACACAGCUGUUGUGCAGUGCUAGAAAUAAUUACAUUUAGAAGUGAUGGCUGGCAACUCCGGUGUUCAGACUGCAUGUCACUUUGGAGUUGUACAGAUGUGAUUAUGACUGCUACUUGCCCAUUUGUGAUGUCAUUUUAAUCUUGCAUCAAUAAUUUUACAUCCCUGACAGAAAUAAACAAUAAGGGCAUUGUAUCAUCAGCAAAAGUGAAGCAGCAAGGCAUUGGAAUUCCAUUAAUCAAAUUUUAUUCUAUGUAUUUAAGUCAUUGGAGUUUGGAAUGUAUAUGUUUAAAAUCCUUCUCUUUUCUUUUAACACUUUCUUGACGUUGGGUGUAGUGUUGCAUCGGGUGAAAAUGUGAUUUCUUUAAGUUGACCCAGGGCUGCGUUGCAGUUCUAACUUCUUGCUGCAUGAUCAGGAUAUUAACAUGGUCUUGGUAUCAGGGAACACAAAUGUUUGGUUAAGACUCGUUACAUGAGGAGCUUCUUGACCUUGGGACUAUACCAGUUCAUGUCCCUUGACACUCCUCAAGUGUUGAUGGAAGUCAUUAUGGAUUUUCAACCUACGGCAAAUCAUGUAACAGACAUGAAUAAGAUGUUUUAUCUGUAAAUCACCAACUGUUUAUAGCCAUGCAUAUACUCGCUAGAAAAGGGAAGUAACCCAGUGUACAAAUGUGAAAUUCUGGAAACUCCAUCUGUGCAUCAGCAUUUAAGUAUCUUUGUUAUAAAUGGUGGUACACAGUGUGUAACCCAGAUGACCAUGUACAUACAGACAUGUGAUCACAAAUAUUAAGAUAUAUAUUUUAUUUAUUGUAUGAAAUAUAAGGAAAGAAGUGUCACCGAUUGAUGGAGAAAAAAUAUACCUUGUGUACAUAUUUCAAUACUUGUCAGUGGGCAUGCCUCAUUUAGUCAAUUUUUUUUUGUUACUGCAUGGUCUCAGAACCAAUUUGAACUUAAGUAAAUAUGUUUGGGUCAGGGCAGGGACUGGUUGGCGCAAUGAAGUAAGUAUAAAUAGAGGAUAUUGUAGUGUGGCGUUUGAACACCAUGAAUAGUAAUUGUUCUGGUAAAUCAUUUUAGGUUUUUAUGGUAUUCAGCAUUUCAAACUGCACUUUUCAGGGUGGUAUGAUUUGUAUCAACAGUUUUGCCUGAAUAAUAAGAACAUGGCAUGGGUCAAAGGCCAUUGUACCUUUAAUGAUCUGUAGUACCUGCAGUGUAGUAACAUGUGAUGAUAUAAAGUGUGAAAUAUCACUUCAAUCUUUGAAGAAAGUCCAGAUAUUUCACUUUUUAUAUAAAUAAUAAAUGAAACAAUUGAAGAUAAAUGAAUUCAUAGUGAUCUAAUCUAGAGAAACAUUGAUGGCGAGCUUGUAAUGUCAGAAUAUAGUUCUGAUUAUAGAUGGGGGUAGAAUUACUGCAGAAGUUGUCCUAGCGACUUGGGGAACGGAAUGGAAUGCAUUUUAAAGUUGGGUUAUCUUAUGUUACAAACACUGAAGGUUUGACUCAUACAAUGAAUUUCUGGUGCCGAGAUUUAAUGCAGUAUUAUGGGAAUUUAAAUGCAGCGUAAUUUUAGACCAUCAGGUAAAUAGUAUGGUGGGACACUCAAGAAUUUGAGUUGACACUGUCUAGCUGGGUGAAAAACAAGUUUGAAAAGUUCUUUAAUAUACAAAGUUUGAGGGACUAGAGUAACAGAUGGCUGAAAACAGCCAUUGAUGGCAAUGGCAAUGAUGACAAUAGACUUUUAUAAAUUAAAACUCUUGCCCUUUGUCGGAUAUUAAUGAAAUAAAGAUGCAAAGGUACAGUCAAAUCUA
Messenger RNA from Liolophura sinensis, 3194 nucleotides. Its product is annotated as syntaxin-5-like. Gene Ontology annotation, cellular component: endomembrane system; SNARE complex; Golgi membrane. Gene Ontology annotation, biological process: intracellular protein transport; vesicle fusion; endoplasmic reticulum to Golgi vesicle-mediated transport. Lineage: Eukaryota; Metazoa; Mollusca; Polyplacophora; Chitonida; Chitonidae. The transcript has 11 exons. The record is from RefSeq and is a predicted model, not a curated record. Gene Ontology annotation, molecular function: SNAP receptor activity; SNARE binding. The coding region runs from base 204 to 1274 and encodes 356 amino acids.